UGGAACCGAGCCGGGCCGGGCUGGACCGUUGGUGAGUGAGCGCGCGGCCGGUAGAAAAAGAAGAUGAGCCCGUCGGUGUACGCGCGUAACAUACGACGGAGGGGGUCGUAAGAAGAGUGAAGAAGAGCCCCGGAGGGAGUCCCUCGCUGAAGGAGGCGUGCGGCGCCACGGUGGGUACCGACGCGACGACUCGGUUGCGACUAUAAGUAAGUCUCGCGCGGCGCGCCGCGACUUAAUGCCGUCGCCGCGUCCGUGGCGCCAAGAGGAAGGCCCGUUGGCGACGACGAUAAACCUCCUUCUCGCGCGUUCCCCGCGACUGCAAAGGAGAGGAGAGAGCGAAAGAAAAGAGAGAGGGAGGCACGGUGAACUUAUAUUCCGUAGGAUGGUGUGGAUCAGCGACAGUACAGAUAACACGUGGCUGUCAGUCGCUGCUGCUACUGUAUUGGGUUUCGCCUGCCAGUGUUGAUCAGUGAUCGGCGGUAGACAGCGGUGUUCGAAAACACCGCGACAACUUGAAAUUUUUCGUGCUAUGACAUUGUGCCAACGUUUAUUUCUUAACGAAAAAUAGAUGGUUAUACGGUCAAAUCGGACAAUUAUCGUUGUGAGAUCUGUAAUAUCGUGUGUACAUAGUGUACUGAGUGGCAGAGACGAAAAAGAACAUUCUGGAAAGUGGUGCUCGCGCAGAGGGUGGUCUCACCGUUUCGCACGUUGUGGAACGUCAUUAUUUUUCGUUUGAUCGCGUACAAUCACCUUGACAUCAUCUGUAAUCACACUUUACAGUCAGUACUUUCGCCCGUGUCAAGUGACAGCAUGUCCGGGAUUCUCUACACGCUGCUUGGCCUCGCGGCCAGCACGAGUCUGCAUUGCGCCGUACGCCGCGAGAUCAGCCCAUGCACCUGCCGACAAGAGGAGUUUUCCAGUCCCGUUAUCAACCAGGCGGCGGUGACGGUAGCCGCGUCUACCAGCGGGGUCGCCAACGUGAACAACAAUGCUGGCGGUGGAGGAAACGGUGGUAGUGGCCAUCAUGUAGGGGAGCGUAUUGAGGUAUUAUGUGAGAAGAUGAAGUCGUUCGACCAAUUGGCCGAGGCAUUGAGCGGUAAAUUCACCCCCGAACAGCAGAUCACCUUGCGAGUAGCGCAUUCGAAUUUGCGCGACAUAUCGCGCCACGACUUCAAAGAGUUGCGUAUGUCUAUCACUCGACUUGAGCUGAAUCACGAUCAUCUUGGGGUCGUGGACGGUGACGUUUUCGCCGGUCUGGGUCGUACGCAGUAUUUGAGUCUCGCAGACAACGAGGUACCUUCGAUACCAAGGCACAUUUUGACGCAUCUGUCAUUGCUACGAACUUUAGACCUCAGCAGGAAUCGGAUAAGCCGCAUCGAUUUGGAUGACUUCAAGCACAAUCCGACACUUCAGCAUUUGGCUAUGGCCGGAAAUGCGAUUUCUGAGAUGAUCCCGGGUUCGCUACCGCCUCUAGUGAAACAUUUACAUGUCGGCAGGAAUCGUUUGAACAGUCUAAAUCAUACUCUAAGAGAUUUGAAUCAACUCGAGUGGUUGCUCAUUAAUUCUAACGAGCUCACGUCACUCGAUGGCGAGCUACCAUCGUCCGGCCACAAUCUCAAGAUGCUUUACGCCGCGGAUAACAAGCUGACGCAUCUUCCGGCCGAGUUCCGAUACCUUCACCGUCUGGAGACUCUCUUUCUCCAGCAGAACAAGAUCCGAAAUCUCGAUGGCACUCUGCAGAAAGCCAGGCGCCUAAAGUUCCUGGAGCUCUCAUAUAACGAAUUGCAAGAGUUGAACGCAGACGAUUUCUUAGAAGCCGAGAUGUUGGAGGACCUCGAGCUCGGGCACAACUCUCUCAAGUCUCUUGGCGGCGCGGACGGUGAUGGAAAUGGAAGUAGCGCUCUUUAUCCCCUCAGAUCGUUAAAGUGCCUGAAUUUGACGCAUAACGAGCUCCGUGAAUUUUCUCUGGCUUCCUUGCGCGGUCUACGUGAACUUAAAUUGCUCGAUCUGUCGAAUAACCGGAUCGCCAGACUUCACAGAGGAAGACCGUCCUCCGAGAAUUUGGUGGAAGAAGAGGGCGAGGAGAUUGCAGGCAGCACUAUCCAAGAUCUGCGCCUUCAGCAUAACGAGCUGCGUAGUCUAGAUGGUUCUCUGUUCCUAGGCAUGAAAGAACUGCAGAGGCUCAAUCUUAGCCACAAUGCGCUGGGCCCUACGAUUGGACCGCGCGAUUUGCGCGGUCUCGACGGGUUACGCGUGCUCGACAUCUCGCACAAUCAACUCACCACCCUCGAGGAUACGUCGGAGACGUGGUUACCGUCGCUGGAGGAACUGAACGCGUCGCACAAUCGCCUGGUUACGCUGUCCGGUCGAGAUUUUCGCGGUUUCCCGGUGCUCUGCUGGGCCGAUGUUAGCAUGAAUCAAAUACGUACUCUCAUGCCGGAGCUGGUGGCUAAUACACGAUGCACGAUUCACGGAGUCCCCGACGUGCUACGUAUAUACCUUCAAGAUAAUCCCGUGCUGUGCGAUGCCGCUCUGGCCGACUUGACCGUCGCGCUUGAGGUAAAUCACGCCAAGGUUUACGGGGUCGGCAGCGAUUGUCCAACCACGACAACGCCCGCACCGUUGACAAUGAUCGAAUUGACGUCGGCGUUACCACUGGCACCGCUACCGCCGACGCUUCUGCAGUUGGCCGCCGCAGCGGCCGCAUCCAGAAGCAACGUGUCCUUCGCUGCCACCCUCGAGUAAAGGCUCCAGCAUCGCCGCGGUGCGUGCUGGCCCUAUGAGAAUAAUUGCGUGAGCACCACAUCAAGCAGGGUGAAGAUCCAAUGAUGAAAAGGAGGAGAGAUCUGAGAAAUUCGCGCAAGAACUUAAUGUCUUCGUUUGGACGAGAUGGCGAGAAAAGCGCGAAGUAGACCACCAAAGUAUGAGUGGAACGAUUGUUAGAAACGACACGCUGUCUCCGUAGACACCCAUUGUAGUGCGCAUCGCGUGUAUAUACAUGAAAUGUAACAUGCUCGAGGAUACUUUCGAGCGUUCUUGGAGAAUUUCGUUUUCCCAGUGAUUUCGAAGGUGGCGGUGUGUUUGUGCGUUUGUCUCGGCACAUAAGUAGAGAAGCGAUUUUGCACGCUCGGCGAUCUCGCAAGUCGCCGAACAAAGAGAAGCACCUUCUUUAGUCGUAGCAAAUCUCGAGACGGACCAAGAUAGCUUCGAUAAGUAUGUACACUUAGGAGAAAUCUUGCGCAUCUAAAAAUAUCCCGUUGGAUAUUCGAACGAGGAUCACUCGUUUAUUUGAUAAUGGUAUCUUGAAAUAAUUUGAGAAAAAUUCAAGAUCCAGAUUCCUUAUGUUGUAAGAGAAAACGAAUUGUACUGCGUACUAAUAAAUUAUAUUCACUUUUCUGUUUGGUAACAGAUGAGGUCCUUACAUGCCCAUGCAUUGUAAAUAGUCUUCACCGGCGAAAAUUUCCGUGUUUAUGUAGAAGUAAGUCUUAAAUUUUUCUCUUCGUUGAACGCGCGAAAUAGAGAAUGGCCGACGUGUCUGCGAAAUUCGAUAUCGCAUCGAUUGGCGACAUGGAUUGGCGAUUCCAUCAUGGAUUGAUUCAUUCUUAUAUUCGCUAAGUAUCAAUUCGCUCUUUUUCGCUUAAACGUAUGCGUUCUCGACAAUUGCAUUUGCAAUAUGACAAAGCAAUAAAAAAUAUAUAUUGAAUAUCAUUGUAUUUUGGAAAGGCACGUACAGUGUUUCGAACCCACAGCGGAAAUAUGUUAAUCAUCUUUUUUUUUGAUAAAUUUCCGACAUAUCACAGAGUGACGAUAUGAAUGAAGAAACAACAGCAACAUUUUACAACGUAAUAUAUAACUCGCGGAAGACUUUGGUCUUCACUCAAGUUUUUCGAUGGUCAUGUAUAUGCAAAUGAAUUCCCGACGGGUCAAUGGAGCAAAUGAAAUCUGUUAACUUUAUGCCAUUGGCAUGGGCAGAUUGGCAGUGGGCGAUCAAUUGACUCCUUCAUUAACUCGUGCCAAUAGGGACGAAUUGUUAUCAGCAUGCCUCUACGCAUACAUAAUGGGAUCAGCCCGUCCGUCAUCCGCGAACGAUGUUCGGUUAUUCCAUACGCGCGUAAAUAAUAAUAUUACGGUAAAUAUAGCGUAAACGUCCAUUCUUCCGAAAGAUUCGCGAAAAGAAACACGUCACGAAGCAUUCUUCCCUUUAAUCAAUAUUGCAAAAUUAAAUGUGUUUGUAAAUCGAAAAUUUCGGUUAUAUAAAUGUAACAUGAAAAUUUGUAAGAUCCUUAAAAAGAUUACCGUGCAAAUGGCGCCAUUUUGACUCGAGAUUAUUAAAUUUAUUACGUUCAUUAUUUUCUACCAAUGUAGUUUAAUUUUUAUUUAA
Atta colombica is the source of this 4381-nucleotide messenger RNA. RefSeq names its product protein artichoke-like (gene ltl). Gene Ontology annotation, cellular component: extracellular matrix. The transcript has 8 exons. The coding region runs from base 811 to 2745 and encodes 644 amino acids. The record is from RefSeq and is a predicted model, not a curated record. NCBI's taxonomy places the organism in Eukaryota, Metazoa, Arthropoda, Insecta, Hymenoptera, Formicidae. Gene Ontology annotation, molecular function: protein binding.